AGACAGUCAACAGAGCAAGCUCGGAGGAAAACGAUGUCUCGAGCUCAUGAUAAGGUCUUGGAGUACAUGCUAAUACUAAUGGAUUUAGGUGGUGCUCGGGGUUUUGUGUAUGGUAUUAUCCCAGAAAAAGGAAAGCCUGUAAGUGGCGCCUCCGAUAAUCUAAGGGGUUGGUGGAAGGAGAACGUGCGAUUUGAUCACAAUGGCCCAUUGGCGGUUGAGAGUUAUCGACUCAAACAUAACAUUCCAUCGCAUGGGACAAAUACCUCGGUCUCGAUUCCACAACUACUGAUGGGUUUCCAGGAUUCAACUCUAGGAUCUCUACUGUCUUCCUUGAUGCAGCAAUGCGAGCCUCCUCAAAGGAGGUUCCCCUUGGACCGACGAGUUUCGCCGCCAUGGUGGCCAACCAUGGAGGAGGACUGGUGGCCCCAGCUCGGGUUGUCCAGGGACCACGGGCCUGUGCCAUACAGGAAGCCACAUGACCUCAAAAAAGCCUGGAAGGUUAGUGUCCUUAUUGCAGUCAUCAAGAAUAUCUCCCCGGAUUUUGAUCACAUUCAGAGGACCGUGCAGAAUUCGAGAUGUCUCCAAGACAAAAUGUCUGCAAAGGAGAGAACACUUUGGUCUUCUGUGCUCCAUCAGGAGAUAAAGUCAUACAUGGAGCUCCACCCUGAUGCUCCUCAACUGACUCUCCACAAGGAGGCCGCGACUUCUAGCAGCAGCUCCACUAAAUACGAUGUUGACAUUGAGGAUGAUGCUUUUUAUGCUGGUGUUGAAGAUGACAGACUUGUUGAUCCUAAUGAUGACAGGAAGGAGGGGCUGAUAGCUUUGCCUCCAAAUAAUAAUAAGCUGCAGCAGGGUUCUCAGGAGAGGGUGGCAGCUGAGGAGUUGCGGCAGAUACCGAGCAAGAACAGUUCUGUAUGGAAAAAUCCUCUUCACUCAGUUGUAUUUGUGGAUCAGAACCCUGCUGUAGAUCAGAAUUCUCUCCAGCAGCCACUGAUCGAAGAUUCCAAUCCUGCACAGCAGCAACCAACUGUAUAUCUGAAUGCCCUUCUACAGACACCAAGUGUUGGUCCAAACUGUCUUUUUCCAAUGUCUGGCGUGGAACAAAGUCAUCUUCAGCAACCAGCUUUCAAUCCAAAUGCCCCUCUACAGACACCAAAUGUUGGUCCAAAUUGUCUGCUGCCAACGCCUAGUAUGGGACAAAAUUGUCUUCAGCAACCAGCUGCUGCGGAUCUGUACCAUUUUUUGCAGAAACCUACAAUUGAUAUAAAUUCUUCUUAUGACCAUGCUGGGAAAGAUAUCAAAGCAGUACAGCCUCCUUGGUACUUUCAUGCUCAAACUAUUUCUUCUGAACUAGCAUUCAAGAACCACAGCAGUGGUUUUGAUAGUGACUUGAUAUAUGAUUCUCCUUUCAAUUUUACCAACUUAGGGGGCACACUGAUAAGGAAGGAUGAUUCUUCCUGGUUCUUUUGA
Molecule: messenger RNA, 1470 nt
Organism: Phoenix dactylifera (date palm)
Lineage: Eukaryota; Viridiplantae; Streptophyta; Magnoliopsida; Arecales; Arecaceae
Source: RefSeq, a predicted model, not a curated record